Messenger RNA from Nerophis ophidion (straightnose pipefish), 3331 nucleotides. It is a transcript of the gene zbtb8b, whose product is annotated as zinc finger and BTB domain containing 8B. Bases 939 to 2474 code for a protein of 511 amino acids. Gene Ontology annotation, molecular function: protein binding; RNA polymerase II cis-regulatory region sequence-specific DNA binding; DNA-binding transcription factor activity, RNA polymerase II-specific. NCBI's taxonomy places the organism in Eukaryota, Metazoa, Chordata, Actinopteri, Syngnathiformes, Syngnathidae. The record is from RefSeq and is a predicted model, not a curated record. The transcript has 5 exons. Gene Ontology annotation, biological process: regulation of transcription by RNA polymerase II.
CUGUUUAGUGUUUUAAUGUGGCCGUGCUCUUGCAGGUGGUUGCAUAAGUGCGCUUUUGCACUGCUAGCAGUUAGCAGUUAGCAGCAAAAGCCAACGAUGUGUUCAUUUCUCCUGCUUUUAUGUCAGGCUGAUAAAUGUUCGCUGCAUCUUGUUAUAAACAUGCCUGAUGGAAGCUGCUGACCUAUUAUCCUCUCUGUCAAAGCGAGAUGAGCCAUGCAAGACACUGAGAGCCUGUUGUAAACACACACUGUGUAGGCGUGCGUUUACACUUGAAAUAAAACAUAAUUUACAUCAAACAAGACCUUAUAAAGACCAAUAAUACGUUUCAUUUUCCUCUGAUGAAUAUUAAAGGCCUACUGAAAUGAGAUGUUCUUAUUUAAACGGGGAUAGUAGGUCUAUUCUAUGUGUCAUACUUGACCAUUUUGCGAUAUUGCCAUAUUUUUGCUGAAAGGAUUUAGUAGAGAACAUAGACGAAAAAGUUAGCAACUUUUGGUUUCUAAUAAAAAAGCCUUGCUUGUACCGGAAGUAGCAGACGAGGUGCGCUUGACGUCACGAGUUGUGGAGCUCCUCAUAUCCGCACAUUGUUUACAAUCAUAGCCACCAGCAGCUAGAGCGAUUCGGACCGAGAAAACGACAAUUUCCCCAUUAAUUUGAGCGAGGAUGAAAGAUUCGUGUUUGAGGAUAUUGAUAUCGACGGACUAGAAAAAAAGAAAAACGCAAUUGCAUUGGGACGAAUUCAGAUGUUUUUAGACAUAUUUACUAGGAUAAUUCUGGGAAAUCCCUUAUCUUUCUAUUGUGUUGCUAGUGUUUUAGUGAGUUUAAUAGUACCUGAUAGUCGGAAGGGUAUCAGUGUCUGAGGCCAGUGUCUGAUGGAAGUCGACGGCAGCUGUAUGGACGGCACAAACUCAGCUGAUCUCCGUGCCCACUGAAGUCUAGACAUGGAGGUGCCUUACUACCUACCCAAAUUACUUUUUGAGCUCAACGAGCAGCGCAAGCGAGGCUUCUUCUGUGACUGCAGCAUCCUGGUGGAAGGCCGCGUCUUCAAGGCACACCGGAACGUUCUGUUUGCAGGAAGCGGUUACUUCCGGGCUCUUUUGGUUCACUAUUUACAGGACAGCGGACAGCGCCACAGCACGGCGUCUUUAGACAUCGUCACGGCCGACGCCUUCUCCAUCAUCUUAGACUUCCUCUACUCGGGCCGCCUCAGCCUGAGCAGCAGCAACGUCAUCGAGGUGAUGUCAGCGGCCAGCUACCUGCAGAUGACCGACCUGGUGAACCUCUGCAAAGGCUACAUUCGCUCGUCUUUGGAAAUAUGCAACAAAGACAAGGAGGCCAAAGCGGACGUGGAGAACGCGGAGGAGGAGGGAAGGUACAGACUGGCGGACAGCGGAACCCCUGCCGUGACAAACCUCAGCAGCGGCGGGACUGCGGACCCUCGCCCGCAGGGCACAGAAGCACAUGGAGCGUCGAUUAACUCGACUCAAAGGCCUUUGUCCACCCACGAGGACACCCCUGCCGGCCCGAGCAAAGACUACAAUUCUGGGGAGGAAAGACCAAAAGCGCACUUUGAUCACGCGAACAACUCCUCCUCUUCAUGUUCUGCUUUGACACCGGAGUUAGUGCACCCCAAGAUAGAGUACGACCCCGAUGAGGAGCUUUUAGAGUCCCCCGACAGUAAAGACCUGGCUUCGUAUCCCGGACCAUCUCUUCCUCACCAAAGCAAACAAGUUCCUCCAAGCACCAGCUUCUCCACUGAGCGCUCAUUCGCAGGCUCCUCCCUGAGCGGCAGGCAGCCCAUGGAGGUGCAGGUGAAGGGGGAAGGCUCCAAGCCGGAGCGAGGAGGUCCGCGACUUUCCCAAGGAGCACGUGGAGCUUCCAGAAUGGAGGACGGUUUAGGUUUUGUUGGCUCAUCCGUGAUGGAGAUCCAGUCCGAUUGGCUCGGGGAGGACACGGGAGACAACUUGCUGGUGCCGGUCAAACUCCACAAGUGCCCGUUCUGUCCGUACACGGCCAAGCAGAAAGGUAUCAUGAAGAGGCACAUUCGCUGCCACACGGGCGAGAGACCCUUCCCUUGUCCCAUGUGCGGCAAGAGGUUCACCAGGCAGGAGCACCUUCGCACCCACGCCGUCAGCGUGCACAGGCACGACCUGCCUGUGUCGUGCAAGAGCUGCAGGCGCGUCUUCACCGGCUCCACCGUCUCCCCCGGCUUGAGACGCUACGGCAUCUGCGACAGCUGCAACUGCGUGACCACCACGCACACCGACUCCACGUCGGCCCACGCCGCCGGCCUGGCCGAGCCCAUGGAACGCGGCGACGGCGGCGGCACCGACUGGUCCAGUUUCAUGGACGACGUGGACGAGGUGGAGGUUGGCCGGGUGGAGGACUUGGUGGAGAAACAGAUGCUGGAAAAGCACCUGGCUGCCUGCAACAACGUAGGACACACACUGAAGUCCGAAGGGAACUUUUAUGAUUAAUCGUUGAACUUCAUUCCUUCUUAUAUAUACACAUAUACAUAUAAACAUACAGCUUCGUGUCUCGUUGACAUAAAAUCAAUUUUUGAGCGGCGCAGAGUGUGGGUACCUCUGCCUUAGUCAAGAAAUUCCAUCAGAACAUUUGAGUGUGAAGUUUGCAUGUUUUCCCUCUAAAAAAAAACAUGCCAAUUAGAGACUCCUAAUUGUCUGAACGUGAUGUGUUCACUACAUUGCCCCAAGUCUGUCACCUUCAUUUUCUAUUUCAAUUACAUAAUAUAACUAAGUCCUUCACUGGCAAACUUUGUAUUAACUAUAAUUGGUGACAAGCUCUGGUGACACAAACAUUAUUUAUUUAAUUUUUAAAUUGAUUUAAUAGUGAUGUGUGAUGAUAUUUAAAAAAAUAUAAUUUUUACCCAUUUUCUUGGCAAAUUUACCAUAUUUUGAAAUGCAAAUGACAGGUUUGCAAAAUAGAUGGAUGAUUCAAGUGAUUGGUCUCCAAUGAUACGACCUUUUAAAUUGUAUAUGGUUCGAUAUUAAACCAGGGGUGUCACACUCAUUUUAGAUCGGGAGCCACAUGGAGAAAAAUCUUCUCCCAAGUGGGGCGGACUGGUAAAAUCACGGCACGAUAACUUAAAAAUAAAGACAACUUUCAAUUGUUUUCUUUGUUGAAAAAUAGAACAAGCACAUUCUGAAAUUGUACAAAUGAUAAUGUUUUUUUACAAUUACCUGUUGCGGUUAAUAGUAUACAUACUUUGUUUGUUGUUAUUUAUAUUUUCUGAAUAAAUUAUGUAAGAAUGUUCAUCAGUCAACUCAUUGGUGUUAAUUUUCAAUCAAGAUUAAAAAAUUCUAUCAAAAUCAAA